CCAAGGUUUCGUGCGGUGAGGCCUGCGGGCCGACAGGGCUUUGCUUGCAAACGCUCCCUGGACGCCGCCAGACACCUCUUUGGGCUCCAACAGCCAGCCAGGAGCUUCUCUGGGGCUCCAGCUCCAUGGAUGUCUCUGCUGGUUCCUCCUUUUCCCAUCCAGGCCGAGCGCCUGGGCUGAGCAGACGGACUCCUCUCCUCCUGACCACGGGCCUCUUCUCGGAGAUGGUUUGAAUGUGGUUCAUCUCGCUCGCGUCUGGAGACGGCAGAAAGCAGGAGCAGCUGCUGCAGCAGCCAUGAAGAAGAUGUUCUCCUGUUCCAGCAAUCAAGUGGCGGUGAGUUCCGAGCACUGCUCAGUUAUUACCGGUAACCUCCGUUUCCGAUAGCUUGCAAGUGGCUCUCAUUUUGGAAAUAAAAGUUUGUGUGGAAUAGGCAGGGGGCAAAACAAAGAGUACUCCUGAGCAUGAGCAGAGUGUGUUUCCUUUGAGACUAUCAUAGAACAAACACCCACCCCGCAUGCACAUGUGGUUCAGCAACAAGACGUAAGGAAAAUGGCCAUGUGUCCAACUUGCCCUCCAUUUCAAUGAAUCCUCCAUUUGAAGGUCUGUCCAGGCCAAGUCUGGCUUGAAGAACCUUAGAAAAGAAGAGCAGGUAGUUGUGGUGCUUGUUAGCAGCACCUGGAGAACAGCAGCCUGAGUAGGCAAGCAUACAGAUCACUGAGUGCAGCCUUUCCCACUAUAUACAUUUAUAACCCAUCUCUCCUUCAAGGAGUUCAAGGUGGUGUACAUAGUUAUUUUCUUCCCCAUGUAAUCCUCACAACAACCCUGUGAGGUCGGUUAGGCUGAGAGUGUGUGACUGGCCCAAGGUCACCCAGUGAGCUUCAUGGCCAAAUAGGAAUUUGAACCCUGGUCUCCCAGAUCAUAGUCCAACACCCUAUCCACUAAACCACACUGCUACUAUGGGGAGAAGUAUUGCAUUUCUUUUAAUUAUCUCUAUAUUUAUAUUUAUAUAGUUAUUAUCUAUAUCUGCAUCGCUAUGCAUACAAAUUAACCUAUUUGAAUGUUAUGCCAAAUGGCAGCUUCUCUUGACCUCUUUUUGCAGCAGGGGCCUAAGCUGCCGCCACCCUAGCUAUAAGUUUCACCAACCCAGAGGCUAGUUUCUGUGGGGCAGCGUUUGCCGAUAGGCGAGUGAGGACAAUGCAAGCCUUUGGAUGAACCAGUGGGAGACUGUGGGGUUAAUUGACUGACUUAAUGAAACUCAAUAGUUUGAAUUGGGUUUUGAGUAAAAGCACAACUAACUGCUACUGUUUUGAAUUUUAUUGUGUUAUUAUCUUAGUGGGACACGGGUGGCACUGUAGGUUAAACCACAGAGCCUAGGACCUGCCGAUCGAAAAGUCGGCGGUUCGAAUCCCCACGGCGGGGUGAGCUCCUGUCGUUCGGUCCCAGCUCCUGCCCACCUAGCAGUUCGAAAGCACCCCUAAGUGCAAGUAGAUAAAUAGGGACCGCUUUCUAGCGGGAAGGUAAACGGCGUUUCCGUGUGCGGUGCUGGUGCUGGCUCGCCAGAUGCAGCUUUGUCACGCUGGCCACGUGACCCGGAAGUGUCUUCGGACGGCGCCGCUCCCGGCCUCUUGAGCGAGAUGAGCGCGCAACCCUAGAGUCGGUCACGACUGGCCCUGAUGGGCAGGGGUACCUUUACCUUUUUAUCUUCCUUAGUGGGUCGUGCAGAUAAUGCUUUUGAUAGGGUAGGGUGGUAGGCAUUGGAGAUGAGUUUAUGGAACAAAGGGGUCCCCUGCCCCCCCAAAAGGUUUGAUCUAGAAGGUCCAGAUUGAGUAAGCCACCAGCCCCUGCCCUCUUUCCAAGUCUAGAAUAAUGACAGAAUCAUGCAGAGAUGGGAAGAUAAAGGAUCAAGGUGCAAGUCUGUCUGAGCCUGGGAUUGGGGAGGCAGCGUGCAAGAUUCAGCCUGGCAGGACCCGGCUGCCAACUGUAGCACAGACACUCUGGGAGGGUCUGCUCUCCUCAGCUCCCCUCUCCCAAUUAACCUCCAUCUCCAAGGCUCAGCGAUGGAAGGGAGUGCGGAGGGAGGAAAAGAGCUGGGCUGGGCCCUGCAAUUCAGGGUCUAGGAUGCUCCUGACCUGACAGCUCUAGACACGAGUUGCGUUUGUAAACAAGUUUCUCCCGCUGAGGCACCAGUGUCCUUCAGGACAAACCAGUGGCAGCCUCUCUCAAAAACUACUUGGCCAGUCUCCUUUUAUUGUUUCCAGGGAUAUCAGCAGAGGACAGGGGCGUCUGGUUUGCAGAGCCAAUAACUCCUGGCUGCAUAAACAGGCCAUGCAUUUAAUAAUAUAACGACGUGCAACGUGUGGGUGGCUGUUUCCAAUAAAGCACAGUGUCACACUUUUCUUGUUCAUUUAAAAAGAGGCUCCAUUCAGGUUGCCAACGUUUUAAUCAAUUCCUGUUCCUUAAAGGGCCACUUGGUCUGAUGAUGAUAUUACUAUAAUAAUAGGUAAUUGUGUCUGUCUCCAUGCGACAAAUAAUAAUAAAAAAACUUUACUGGGUGGUUUAUCCUGAUUAAGUUGCGCUUGUACCUUUAAGAGCAAGCAUGUCUGCUUUUGUAGUUCUUCCUGGUCAGUUGGCAACCUUACUUCACAGAGGCCUGAGGUAUCUUUCAGGCAAACCAUUGCUGUGCGGAACAUUGGGGAUAUAUGACGGCAUGUCAUUUCCCCAGAUUCCUAGGAGCAGGCUGGAGAUAGGUGAUACAUGAAAGGCACUCUGCUCGUGAUCAGAGGCACUGUUCUUCAUUCCACAGGAUCUUGAUCUGAGUCCUUGUGCCAGUGUGGUGUUGUGGUUAGAGCGUCAGACUAGGAUCUGAGAGACCAGGGUUGAAAACCUCACUUGGCCAUGGAGCUCGCUCCAUGUAUGAGCCAGUCAUACUUUCUCCCAGCCUAACCCACCUCACAGGGUUGUGGUGGGGAAUAAAUAAGAAGGGGCAGAACCAGCUAAGCUACCUUGAGCUCCUUCGAGGGAGAAAAGGUAGCUUAUAAAUGCAAUCAAUCAAUCAAUCAAUCAAUCAAUCAAUAACAAGUCCCAGCUCAGAUGGGGCCACGAUGGGAAGGCUGACACACACACACUCAGCUCAAAGCAAAGCAUGACCAACUGGAAGUCUCAGCAUGAAUUCCUUUCUUGACAUGAGGCUUUGCUCAGUCUUGCUCCAUCCUGCCUUUGGGGUGUAUCCACUCCUGGGGACGACUUGCGUUUAGCAUGAAGUUGGCCCUGAGCAAAGUGACUUCGAGGCCUGACAAACAGGCCUGGUCAUGGCAGCUUAUCUCCUGCUCUGACGUCAGCUCUCGUUCUUUGCAUGGGGAGACAAAAUAAAAUCGGGUGAUCAUCAGCCCUGCGAAGGCACAUUCCUUCACUUUUUGACAUCUGCACAUCUUACCAAAAUUUUAUUAUUGAAACCAAGGGACCUGUCCAGUGACUUAGACAGCAGAGACUGAGGGGUUCAAGAAGACCACCAAGUCUUCUCUCAGAACAUCUUUAUCCUGGAUCCCAAAUGGGCACCAACUGCUUGUGUUUUUUGGUCACGACGGAGAGCUCUCUACACAUGCUCAGGAAUCCUUUGGUUGCCCAAAUUGCAUUUCCUGCCUAUGGCUCCUUAAAUUUACUAUAUCCGCUGUGCAUUUUUUUUAAGAACUGGAAGAGCGGUUAUGAAAUGUCGGUGCAUGCUAACAUUUCUCUAGAGGAAAAUAUCUUAUAAUUUCACCCUGAAUAGCGGUGGCCUGGUUCGAAAGAGGACCCGGCUCAUGUGCCUUUAAGAGAGCUGGGGAGAAGGCAGAAUUUAAGCCAGUUCGGAUUCUCUGUCUGCCCCACAGCUGCCUGAAAUGACAAGCAACCCCAGUCUAAAACCUUCUCUUCUCCAGAAGGUACAUCACCCUAGCCUUUCUCUGUAUCUGCCUUAUGCUCGCCAAUGCAUUUUUUUGUUCUUGCAAGGCUCCCAUACCUUAAACAGCUGUGUUUACAGGCAAAAAUUCAGCAGGUGGGUAUUUCUGUGGGGAUGCAAAACAGCUGGGAUAAGUUCUCAGGAACCUUGCAGCUUAACAAGAGCAGUUGUGGUGCAAUGGUUAGAGUACUGGGAGACUUGGGUUCAAGUCCUACUCAGCCACAAAACUUUACUAGGUGACUUUGGGCUAGCUGCUUUCUCUCAGCUUCGCAGGGUUGUUGUGAAGACAAAAGCAGGGGGAGCUCUGCAUGCUAUCCUGAUUCCCCUGGAGCAGUGGUGGCCAAACUCAGCCCUCCAGAUGUUUUGGGACUGCAACUCCCAUCAUCCCUAGUUAACAGAACCAGUGGUCAGGGAUGAUGGGAAUUGUAGUUCCAAAACAUCUGGAGGGCCGAGUUUGGCCACCACUGCCCUGGAGGAAAUGGCAGGUUGAAAGCAAAUGCACAGGAGCUAUAGUAGAUAAAAUGACUUAGAAAUUGAGGGUUGUUGUUUUUUACAAGCACUAGAGCCCUUCAAGCACUUUUUAUAUGGUUUGGCAUUCUUUAAUUAUAUAUGCAACAGAGCCAGCAUUUUCAAGGCAACCCUCACUACAAAGCUGGAAGUAGACAUGAUCAAAAUCAGAUAGCCCUGAUAUUCUUUACUUUGCUAUUUUAUUCAUUCUAAUUCAUCAUUCUAGGGGCCUGUUGUAUGCUUUUGUUUUUCCUCUUUUAAUUUUCACCUGUUCUUAUAACUCUUCUCCCUGUUUUAUAUUCUUAAUAAAAUGAAAUUAAAACUUUACAAAAAAGAGAGAGAGAGAGAGAAAGCAAAUCUAUUAAUAGUCAUAAUUGUCCAACGAAAGCAGGCUUCCCCCUUGCCUUUCUGGGAAUGGAGAGAACUGAGAGUGAAAGGUCCCAGCUGUAUCUUGUAGGAGGACUGUGUUUUCCCAGCGCAAUUAGAACUUAAGCAACAGCGGGGUGUGUGGCCCUUGUGAAAUGUUGCCCUCCGCAAACUCUGGGCGUGUUGCUCCGUCAGCAACGGCAUUCAGAACCGGAUUGUCUCCAAGCACAUUCUUUGCCCAUCUUCACGGAGCUGCUGAAACAGAUCUGCUUAAAAUAAAAAUCCCCAGACUGAAGGGACAAGUGAACCUUUUAACCAAAAGCAUGACACCCCGCAACCCCAAAAGAAAGCCUUAAUUUUUUUUCUUUGGCUUGACUUCCUGCCUGGGCAGCUGCAGGGCUUUGCCUUUUAUAUAUGUGGAUUUUCCUUCAUUGGAGAACGGCGUUCUGUCCGGGAUUCUUUAGCUGUGAUUCCUGCAUUGCAGGGGGUUAGACUAGAUGGCCCUCGGGGUCCCUGCCAACUUUGCAAUUCAGUUAUCUUUGGCAGUAUGCGAAGGGGCUCUAUCCUGAAUCUCCCUCUCUUCUAUCUUUAGGGAUGUGUGUGUGUCAUUGAACCCCUUUUAAGUUUUGCCAGACUGGAGCCCUGUUUUCCUUGGAAAGAAAUGAGCUAGAGGCUGUCUGCGAAUGCCUAGAUCUCUAUAUCCAUCUCAACAAAGGCUAUCUUUGCACUGCUGCCUGAAUCCCUGUUGCCUCCUGUACAGCUGCAUGCCACCUUUUUUUUUAUUUGAGUCCUGCGCUUUCCCAAGGCAACUUAUUCCAGGGCAAUUAACUACAGUAUAUAUUUUCUGGGAAAUUUGCCAAGCCGCUUGGAGGCAGUGUGUGAUGUUGCAAAAAGAAUGGCUGUCAUGGGAGAAAAGAGAAUGGCCGUCGGCCACCUGUCCUGUGUGGGAUGGAGCCAGGCGAUGAAAUAAAAAUAAAAUUUUCCACAUUCCGCAUUCCAGCUUUGAGGCUCUUUCCUCUUUUAUUACUGGCUUGAAUGGUGGUUACUAAGCAACGUGGAGUCCACGGCUCUCCCUAGAUCUUCCUCUAGAUCAGAAGGGAUCUCCUGUCUUCCCUGAUUACUAGAAUUUUUUGGAGGGUAUUCUUCCUGACAGCAACAACAACAAUCUAUCACUGCAUGAUAUACCUUAUGCCAUAGCUGUCAACUUUUCCCUUUUCUUGCAAGGAAUCCUAUUCGGAAUAAGGGAAUUUCCCUUAAAAAGGGGGAAACGUUGACAGCUAUGCCUUAUGCCUUUAAUGUAGCCAUUCCCAUUCAUUUUACUUAAACACAGAAUUGUAGAGUUGGAAGGGAUCCCCAAAGGUCACCAAACUAGAUCCUUCCCUUCAAUGCAGGAAUGACAGCUAUACAGUGGUACCUCGGGUUAAGAACUUAAUUCAUUCUGGAGGUCCGUUCUUAACCUGAAACCAUUCUUAACCUGAAGCACCACUUUAGCUAAUGGGGCUAGCUGCUGCCGCCACACAGUUUCUGUUCUCAUCCUGAAGCAAAGUUCUUAACCCGAGGUAAUAUUUCUGGGUUAGCAGAGUCUGUAAGCUGAAGCGUCUGUAACCUGAAGCGUCUGUAACCCAAGGUAUAAUUUAUACCUUGGGCUCAUCAAAUUGAUGAGCUGUGGUUCCUGUAUUGCGGUGGGUUGGACUAGAUGAUCCUUGGGGUCCCUACAGUUCUAUGACUCGAUUCCAGGCCUGCAGAAUGGCCAACAUCCGUGCUCACUUUCACCCUUGCUCAUUUCAGGGGAGCAGGUCUCUCUUCUGGCACAGAACAGCUCCAUGGUAAGUCUCUGACACUAAAUGGCCGUUUCCUUAUCUCAUGACAACCAGGUAGAGAGCUGGAACAAGCAUGACCAGAAGCUUUUUGACGCUGUCGAGAAAGGCGACGUGGGGCGAGUAUCUGUCCUUGCUUCCAAGAAGACAGCCAAAGCCACCAAACUGAAUGCCCUGGGGCAAUCUGCGUACGUAAGUUUUCCCUGCCCCAUAAUCCCUCUUGUUCGCAGGCUUUGCAAAGGACAAGGCGGUCUCUUGGGUAGGGUUGCUGGGUGAGGAGCAUCCCAGACCCUGAGAUUUCAGGGCCCAAACUUGGAGACCUAGGGGCAGCCCCUGGUGAUGUCACAAGGCAUACAGCCCUGUCGAUUCUUCCCCUGUGCUCCCACCUACCACUGAGCCCUGGAGACGGAGGUUAAUUGGGAGGGGGGAGGAGGAGGGGUGGAAGGAAGUGACCUGGAGGGGAAAUUAGGUGGCUGGCCUUCUGCAGCAUUUACAUCCUGAAUUUGCGCUGUACUUAUAUAUUUAGCACAUGCAAAUUUGUUUCUGUGGGCUAAUAACCACAUGCCUCUGGAUCCAAGGAAACAGCUGCUUUCAGUGUUGACACCUGAUCAUAGUAUGAUUAGCCAGACUAAAUUGAUGCUUGGUGAAAACUGAAGUGAUUAGGAGCCUGAGGUGGAGAAGUUUUAGCAGAUUGAAUUGCUGGUGAUGAUUUAUUUCACUGUCUAAAGCUGAUGAUGUAUUUGGGGGGGGGUGAGAGGGGAACCAAGAAUGGCUCUGCCUGGUUCAGGAUCCUGCUUUUUCUUUUUCUUUUUCAUUGAUUUAUUAAUGAACAAAAGUUCAAACGUAACAAAAAUACAACAAGAAAAAGAACCAAAGAUUUAAACCGUAAAACGUCACAGCCCAGAAGGGCAAAAGUACCAAAGAUCUAGCGCAGCUCCAAAGGGAUACUAAAGUAUUAACUCAUACAAAGAUUCCCUUUACAAAUAAUAAAGAGCCAUACAAAAUAAAAGUUUUCUCCACCUGUGAGUUCCUCACUUAUUGAGAAUAAAUAUUCUACAUAGUCUUAAACGAGCCAGCCAUUUUCAUAUGCUGAUGGCACUGAACGGCGACCUGAUUCCAUGAAAAAACAAAACCACCCCAUAUAUUGAAAAAUUGUCAUUUGAGCUCUGCCCUUUAGAUCAUAGAAUUGUAGAGUUGGAAGGGACCACGAGGAUGAUCUUGUCCAACCCCCUGCAAUAUAGGAAUCCUUUGCCCAGAGUGGGGCUCAAACCCACAGCCCUGAAAUUAAGAGUCUCAUGCUCUUCCGCCUGAGCUACCCACUGGGGUACUUUUAGUUUACGAGACAUCCGGAAAAUAUUUCUUGUCAAGAUCCUGCUUUUUUGCUCUUCCUUGCAGAUUCCACCUGGCGGCCUCCAAGGGCCUCACGGAAUGCCUCACCAUCCUGCUCUCUCAUGGGGCUGAUGUUAAUGAUAAGAAUGACGAUGGUAGGUGUCAUAGGGGGAGCGAUUCUGUAACAGGGGAGCGAGUGUGCUUACCGCCCUCCCACAAGAUAAAAACCCAAGCAAUCUCAUCUUCUUGAGAACGUCGUUGGAUAAGAAGUGGGAUAUAGUUGUUCCAAAAUCAUGUUGCUUUUCAAUCCGUUUUGAUGUUUCUUUACAGGGCUCUCAAUGGCUACCAGCCGCAGUGGGAAUGCUCUGGGCUCUGCAGUCAGAGGCAGAAAAGCUUCUGAACUCUAGUUGCAGGGAACCAGGAAGGGAGAGGGCUCUUGUGCACUCUGGAGAGGGUGGUUGGCCACUGUGAGAACAGGAUCCUGGAUAAUAAUAAUAAUAAUAAUAAUAAUAAUAAUAAUUUAUUAUUUAUACCCCGCCCAUCUGGCUGGGUUUCCCCAGCAACUCUGGGCAGCUUCCAACAAAACACUAAAAUACAAUAACCUAUUAAACAUUAAAAGCUUCCCUAAACAGGGCUGCCUUCAGAUGUCUUCUAAAAGUUUGUGUCACUGGCCUUAGAAACGGACUGUCUGUUCAGCCUCUCAGCCAGGGAAGGGGAGUUUGGCUUGGUCAGGAGGACUCCCUGGUCCUGAAUGGGGUAACUGUGCCCCUGAAGGACCAGGUGCGCAGCCUGGGAGUCAUUUUGGACUCACAGCUGUCCAUGGAGGCACAGUUCUGUAUCCAGGGCAGCUGUCUACCAGCUCCAUCAGGUACGCAGGCUGAGACCCUACCUGCCCGCGGACUGUCUCGCCAGAGUGUUGCAUGCUUUAGUUAUCUCCCGCUUGGACUACUGCAAUGUGCUCUACGUGGGGCUACCUUUGAAGGUGACCUGGAAACUACACCUAAUCCAGAAUGCAUCAGCUAGACUGGUCACUGGGAGUGGCCGCCGAGAUCAUAUAACACCGGUCCUGAAAGACCUACAUUGGCUCCCAGUACGUUUCCGAGCACAAUUCAAAGUGUUGGUGUUGACCUUUAAAGCCCUAAACGGCCUUGGUCCUGUAUACCUGAAGGAGUGUCUCCACCCGCAUCGCUCUGCCUGGACACUGAGGUACAGCACCGAGGGCCUUCUGGCGGUUCCCUCAAUGCGAGAAGCAAAGCUACAGGGAACCAGUCAGAAGGCCUUCUCGAUAGUGGCUCCUACCCUGUGGAAUGCCCUCCCAUCAGAUGUCAAAGACAUAAACAACUACCUGACAUUUAGAAGACAUCUGAAGGCAGCCCUGUUCAGGGAAGUUUUUAAUGUGUGACAUUUUAAUGUAUUUUUAAUCUUUGUUGGAAGCCGCCGAGAGUGGCUGGGGAAACCCAGCCAGAUGGGCGGGGUACAAAUAAUAAAUUACUAUUACUAUUACUAUUGGUGGGUCUGGGAGUGCCCAGCAAAGUGGAGAGUGGCUGUCACCAAGCACCCUCCUUUGCUGCCUUUGAUUCAAUCCACAAGUAAGCGCCAAGUGCUUUUGAAGCAUCAAGGGCAGAGUUACCACUUUGUUUCUGAAUCUGCUCCAGCAGAGUCUCAACAACGGCACACCCAGCCUCCCCUGGAAGAAAAGGCCCGGCUCUUCCCUUUCCGCCACCGUUUGUCAUAUUUUGACUUCUCUUUCCUUCUGUCUUUCUAGGCAGCACAGCCCUGCAUUUGUCCACCAUCGCUUGCCAGCCUCAGUGCGUGAAGGUGCUUCUGCAGGUAAAUAGGACAUCCGCGUUUACAUCUUCGCGCGGCACGUAGAUAAACUGUGGAACUUUUAAAACUUGGGUGGUUUUUCUGAAAAUAAGUGGUUUCCAGCUGCACAGGUUAGUUAUGGAAAUUUGAUAUUAAAAGGGCAAACUUUAAAGUUAUAUGAUAUUAAGAUUAAGGACUAGGUUUAAAAAAAUUGAAGUUAUAUAUUUUAACAAUUUAUUAAAUUAAAGAUUGGGAUUAAAAAAAGUGGAAAAGAAAUUGCUGAACAAACAAUGUGGAUUGGAAUACAAAGGAGGGAGGUUUGAGGAAGUCUAGAAAAUAAGUCAUGUAAAAUCGGAAAUGGAAAAGAGAGUUUGUUUUUAAUUGUUGUGUUUUGUGUUUUUAUUGUUAAGUUUUGUAUUAUUUUUAUGUGAGUUUUUCUGUUUUUUUUUCUUUUUUCUGUUAUGUUGUUUUAAACUUAAUAAAAAUUAUUAAAAAAAACAAAAAACUUGGGUGGUUUUAAAAGAGGAUUGGACAAAUUCAAGUCUAUGGGUGGCUACUAGCCAGGAUGGAUGUGGUCUGCCUCCAUGUUCUGGAGCAUAAAUGCUUCUGAAUGGCAGUUGCUGGGAGCCACAGGAGGGGAGAGGGCUCUUGUGUUCGGAUCCUGCUCGCGGGCUUCCCACAGGCAUCUGGUUGGUCGCUGUGAGAACAACAUGCUGGGCUAGAUGAGCCAUUGGCCUGAUCCAGCAGGCUCUUCUUAUGGUCCUAUGUUCCUUUCUAUCAGGGGUAACAAGGAUUUAAUGUCAAGGUAGGUUUUAAUCUUGAAUGUGUUUUUUGUGCCAGUGGUUCAGCCUUGAAACAUGGGAGGUGCAAAGAAGAGAGUCUGCCUGGGGGUGUGCAGAGGGAGCUUUCAGCUUGGUGGCGGUGACAAGCUGUGCAGGCCUAAAGGGCUGGCCUGAGGUUUUUUUUGCUGCCUGAGAUUUUUGCCCCCCGCAACCCCAUGUCUUACCUUGUGCUGAACCGUAUAAAAAGAGCACAUGAAGAACAGUGUAACCUUGUGCAGGUAUACUUUGAAGUAAGCCCCAAUGAAUCCAGCAGGACUUACUCCCAGGUAAGCCGGCAUAUAUAAAAAGCAUUAUUCAGAAUAGCAGUUCCUACAACCCACCAAGGAAGAUCAUAACACAAUGAAAUGCAAAACGGUAGCAAUUAAUUGCAAUUUGAUUCAAAAUCCAUUUAAAACUAUUUAGUUUAAUUAGUUCAACCAGAUAAAUCAACUUGAUCCCUGACACCACUUUUCAAAGUCUGGGGUUAUUUACACCUCCAGAAGCUGAGGCCACUUCCUUGCCUCUUAGUGCCUUCCCCUCACAGGUAAUCCCACAGAGCGUGCUACCACCCACUUUGGAGAACCACUGCUGUAAAUGAUCAAGAGCGGCUCAGUCUAUAGAAGGUUAAGUGUGAAAGCACAAGUGUGAGGGUCUUUAGAGAGGAGGCCGCAGCUGCAUCAACCCACCUUCAGUCCUCCUCCUGUGAGCUUAAGCCAUGGUCCAAACCUGGGCCUGUGGUUUGGUUAUGAGACAAACCAUAAGGCCCCAGAAAACACGGCUCCCAGCAGGGUGACAUCAGGAAGACCAGAGAAGUAAUGGAGCCACAGUUUCUUCUCUGGGACAUUCACACAUUUGCACUGUGUUUAGGGUCACAUGCAAACCAGGUCCAUGUCUGCCCUUAAUAAUAAGACCUAAAAUUUUCUAAGAGUUGUACGAUUUCUUAAAAAAACAGCAGAACAGGCCCUGCUGAUGGGAGGCCAGAAGGCUCUCAUUGCGUUUCCUGAAAUAAUAAUGGUACAUUUUAGCAGGUCCCAGGGCUGGUUUCAACCAUUUAAAAUUUAUAAUUAGAAACAGUUAAAACAGAUUACAAUCUGGGUGGGUGGGUCCUCAAAACACGCAUCUCAAGUGCCAAAACCCAGGCUUUUCAGCAUUUGCCGAAAGCUGUACCAUGAAGGUGCCAGGCACAGCUCCGUGACAAGGAAGGUGGAGAAGGGGCCACCACAAAGAAGGCCUCUCCUGGGCCAACACCCCAUAGCCUCAAACUUCUGAGGGGGGUGGAUAAAUAAAUUUGUUUUUAUUUGUUAUUAAAUAUUAAAUCCCUGAGCCUGAAAGGCCUGUAAUCAAACAAGCCUUGCAGUAAAGGGAAGGAAAAUAGAUGGAAGGAAGAGGCAAACUUUUUAUAUCUGUCACUGAGGAAUUGUGGUCUCUGUCCCCUGAUUGUCAUCUGUCUGUGUGCCCCAAGCUGUCACCGCUGUUUUAAAUAAAGCUCUUUGUUUUAUAAUACUCCUGCCUGAUCUUUAACCAUAAUCAACACCACUUGAAAACAGCCGCCCUCGCAGUGAUGGAAUAAUUUAUGGGCCUAAUCGUUUCCCUGUGAUUCUGCAAGGCACACCUGGGAGGCAGUUUCAACACGGAGGCAAAGGGGAAAAUGAAGAGCUGGGUGGGGUGUGAAAUCUUGGGUUGAGAAUCAUUACAGCAAAAGGGAGAAAAGGGUGUGUUGAUGUGAAGAUCAGGAAAGCAGAGAGAUUCCUGCUUGGCGGCUUAUCAUCCUUUGAGGAGCCUCCGGGUCAUAGAGGCCCAGGUACCCGUCUCUGUGCCAGCGAUGCCUCUCUAAAGAGCACCUUGGGGAGAGCAACAGAGUCGCUGAUUAAGCGUUUUCUUCUUGAAGCCAGACAUAAUUCCUGCUGUUCCUAGAUAUUGGGGGGGUGGGGGAGAAGGUGGAAACCUUUGGCACUAGGAUGUGUCCAUAAAUCAAAAUCUGCUUCAAAGCAUGCAGAGCAUGUACGAUGUGCUUGUUGUUUCCUGCAAUGAGGUGGAUGCUGCGUCCUACAACCUGGACCAUCAGAUUAUUCUAUGGAAAUAUAUUUUGCAUCUCAGAUGCUGAGGCUGGCAGAGGAGGCCCUUUUCGUGGUUCCUCUGCCCUCCGGGAGCCUCAGGGUGGUGGUGUUGGCCAGGGAGAGGGCCUUCUCUGUGAUGGCCCCUGAGCUGUGGAACUCCCUCCCCAUGAGGAUUUAAAAGCACUAGACGACCCUUUGGAUCCCUUCCACAACUCUACAAUUCGAUGAUGAUGAUGAUAAUUUAUUAUUUAUGCCCCGCCCAUCUGGCUGGGUUUCCCCAGCCACUCUGGCGGCUUCCAACAAAAUAUUAAAAUACAGUAAUGCAUCAAACAUUAAAAGCUUCCCUAAACAGGUCUGCCUUCAGAUGUCUUCUAAAAGUCUGGUAGUUGUCGUUCUAUUUGAUAUCUGGUGGGAGGGUGUUCCACAGGAUGGGCGCCACUACCGAGAACGCCCUCUGCCUGGUUCCCUGUACCUUGGCUUCUCACAGUGAGGGAACCGCCAGAAGGCCCUCGGCGCUGGACCUCAGUGUCCGGGUAGAACGAUGGAGGUGGAGACGCUCCUUCAGAUUUUACUAUGAUUUUACUGAAUUGGUUUGUGACACUGCUGUUUGGGGGCGGGGGGUGCUGCUACUCUGAGCCUUCAGGGUGUGGCAAGUUAGCAAUGCCAAUGAAAUGCAAUUAAAAAAAAACUUCUUUCUUGCAGCAUGGAGCCAAUGAAGACUGUGUAGAUGGGGAGAACCGGACACCACUACAUUGGGCGGGUGAGUCCUUAAAUGAUUCAAAUUAGGUGGAGGUCACCUAGGGGAGUAGCAUUUGAAUCAAUAAUAAAAUCCUUGAGCCAGACCCCAAAGGAAACCUGGGAUCCUUCUCAGCAUGGGAGACUUCCUGUGCUAAAGUUGAUCUUCCUCCCACCUGCCUGGAGCAUCAAAUAACAGCUCAGGCUUCCUCAGCCUCGGCCCUCCGGAUGUUUUUGGCCUACAACUCCCAUGAUCCCUAGCUAGCAGGACCAGUGGUCAGGGAUGAUGGGAAUUGUAGUCUCAAAACAUCUGGAGGGCGGAGGUUGAGGAAGCCUGGUUCAACUCUUUGGGGCACAGGUAUCCUUUAAACUUUUGCCAACAUGUAGUGAAGCACUUGCUUCAGGCUAAAUUAAAACACAUCAGUGGACUUCCCCAGACUUUUGCCCACUCUUUCCAGGCAGUCUGUGCUUUAAAGAUCUGUUUCUGAGCACCGGUUGGUUUUUUUGUGCUCUGGAGCUUUCCCCAUGAAAACCCACUCUUUGAAGCUCCGUCAGAGCAAGCAGCAAUCCACAGAAAAUCUGAAUAGCCAUUUGCUCCAAUUCAGCUUUAAAGAGCGGGACUAGCUCUGCGAGAAAACAAAGCAAAAACCAGAGACACAGAGCUUUAAUGUGUGGACCUCUGCCUGGAAAGAGCAAGGCAAAAGGUAGAUGUGAAUAAGCCCAAUGUCUGAGUACACUUCCCUAAACAAAAAUAUUUUCAGUGGGCACUGAAAAGAGUACACUGAAGGUGAAUGCCCGAUGUCAACAGGCAGGGAGCUCCAAAGUGCGGGUGCUGCCAUGCUAAAAGACCAAUUUCUUACAAAUGUGGGAUGGGUACUAUGUGGCACCUGUAGCAGCGGCAGUUCCACAGAUCGAAGUGGUCUAGUGGGAUAAGCUGAUCCUGCAAGUAAACUGGCCCCAAGCUGUUAAGCAUCUUAUAUGCUAAUAGUAACAUCUUGAACUUGGCCCAGUAAUAAAUCUGCAGCCAAUGCAGCUCUCUGAUCAGGAGUUCUGCAUGCAGACAGCGUCUUGCAACCAAGCUGCAGCAUUCUGCACUGACCGCUGCUUCUGGGUCAAGCACGAGGGAAGCCCCACAUAAAGCGCAUUGCAGCCAUCCAAUCUUAAAAGUCACCAGUGCCAAAUCUAAAGAAAUAGGCAUUUCUCAGAUUUUUAAAACAAGUAUGAUGCAUUGUUUAUAGUAUGGAGAGUGCUAGCUGGCCAGGGAUAAAACUGCUAUCGAAAUAUGUAUGUUAUUUGCAUGUAUAUAUUAUUAUGCGUAUGGUAUAAAAAGCCCUGACUUUUAACCUUUGCUUUCUUCCACUUUUAAAAAUCGCCCCUGCUAACAGCCAUCUCCGGGUGUGCUUCCAGCGUGUUGCUCCUGUGUGAUCAAGAGGCCUUCCUGGACGUCAUGGACAAUGUACGUCUGAACAGACCUCUGCUUGGUAUAUCAAAAUAAAAUCUGGGGGCAAUGGAUCCAUGGUAGUAUCAGACUUGGUGCAGCUGACUAUGAGUCAUAGUUAGGAAUUUAAUGAAGGGGGGGGGACACUCAAGAGAAGUCUCUCCUGCCCUUUUCCUUGUCCAGCUGCAACACAACAGCCCUGCAGUGCUACGAAAGUUGCUGCUGGUCCUUCUACCCACUGAGGGCUAGAAUCUUGACAUCUGUUAUGGAGCUUAUUGGGCCAGUGUGAAUUACAAGUGCUGUUGAUAGUUUCUUGGGGGGGGGUCUUCCAGAACCAGCUGCCCCUCUCUCAAACAGCUGGAAGUUAUACUGUAUAGUUAUAGCUAUUACUAUUCUUAAUUUUAAAUGCCUUCUCACCACAAAGCAAGAUUCCAAGCAUCUCCUUUCUUUUCUCCACGCUUUUCCUCCAGAAUGGACGGACGCCUUUGAUGAUCGCUGCCCAGGGGAACCAGCCUGCUAUCUGCUCCCAAUUGCUGCAGAGAGGGGCCAAGGUUGACCUCAUUGAUAAAGAUGGAAAGUGAGUCUCUGGAGUCUUUGACACAGGGCAUCUCCUGGGGAUUAGCUGUGCUUCUUAUGGGACAUCAGCUGGAUGUCAUGAACAGCACAACAGCAAAUCUCCUGUUCAACCUUCAUUCCUCCCAUCCCCAGGAGUUCAGAAAGUCCCACUUUUUAAAAACUCAGUGAAACAGCUGUAUCAUCCCACCAGGUGCAGCUAACCUGUUGCAUAGCUAUUCUGGCUGGGUUAUGGCCUGCAUAGAUUGCUCUUGCCUUCCCUGUGGUCCAUCCCUUGUCUCUAGGUGCGAACUCUAUCACUUUAACCCUUAUAUCUCCAAACAGCAUUGCUUUUAUAUCUCUCCCCCUCCCCCACUCCCCCAAAUUGCAGCAGAUGGGGGGGUCAAGAUCAUGAGCGCAGUGGGUGGGGUAUUAACCCUUUCCCCCUCCACACACUCACUGGUCUGAUUCAGCUCCUGCUAAUGAUCUCCUGAAGAACCCAGCUGAAAUAUCUCUGUUGCCUUUCCUCCUGUGAGGAGGCUAUUUAUUUUUAUUUCCGGCAUGCCUGUUGCACCUUCUUUGCUCCAAGGGGCUCAAGGUGGCAUGCAGCAUCAUCCCCCCCCCCGCCCCGGUUUAUCCUCACAACAACCUUGUGAGGUAGGUUAGCCUGAGGAGCAGUGACUGAGUGCAAGGUCAGACCCAGUGAGCUUCAUGGCCGAGUUGGGAUUUGAACCCUGGUCUCUCCCAGGCCUUACUUCUUCACUCUAACCACUACACCACACUACCUAUCUUUCUCUCCUCUGCUCCUGCACAGGACGGCUCUCAUCCUUGCUUGUGAAAGUGGAAGCACCGAGUCAGCUGAGCUGCUUCUGCAGAAUGAGGCCAAUGUGACGCUUCUUGACAAGACAGGCCACGACUCCCUCUACUACGCCAUGCAGGCCAAGAAUCGCAAGCUGAGGCGGCUGGUCCGGACUGCCCUGAAGAAGUGGAAGAAAAAAGGUAAGGGAGCGGUUGGCUGGCCAGUGUCCUGGCUUCUCAGACUCUCAGCUGGGUCAUUGCCAAAGACUCGGUUCCAAAAUCACUAUAAUGCCCAGACAUAGAUGGUGCAGGUUCUAUUUAUUUAGAUGGUUCUCCCCAUCCUCAUUUAAUCCACAGAACAACCCUGCGAGGUAGGUUAGGCUGAGGGACAGUGACUGACCCCAAGUGUCGCCCAGCAAGCUUCAUGGCCAAGUUGGGGGGGGGGACUUGAACCCUGGUCUGUCCUGGGCCUUAGCCCUUAUUUAAUUCCGACAACAACCCUGUCAGGUAAGUCAGGCUGAGAGGCAGCAACUGGCCUGAGGUCACCCAAUGAGCUUCGUGGCCGAGUGGGAAUUUGAACUCAGGUCUCCCAAGUCCUAGUCUCUAACCACCACACCAUGCUGGUGGCAAAGUUCAGAGCAGAGUUCUAAGGCAUAUGGCUAAGUGCAAACUAAGACAUUCGCCCAAUGCUUGAUAUGCACUCCACCCCGAGUACCCUUUUUGAACAGCGGAGCAGGUACAGUCAUUUGCCUAGGGAGGUCAUCCCUACGCAUGUGAUUGGGCAGGAAAGCGGGCACUCCUGGAAGGAGACUACCGUAUUUUUCGUUCUAUAGGACGCACCGGCCCAUAGGACGCACCUCGUUUUUGGGGGGGGGGAAAUGAAUAAAAAAAAUUAUUCCCCCCCCCAGCUGCCGCCCCAAGCCUCGCGUGCUUCGGGCUGCAGGCUACCGCCCCAAGCCUCGCGCGCUCGGCGGGACCUCCUGCCGGGCGCGCAAGGCUUGCAGACACUCGCCCGAAACACGGGGAGCCCUCCGGAGGGCUCCCCGUGCUUCGGGCGACAGGCUGCAGCCCCAAGCCUCGCGCGCUCGGCGGGACCUCCUGCAGGGCGCGCAAGGCUUGCGGACACUCGCCGGGGCUGCAGGCUGCUGCCUGCAAGCCUUGUGAGCCCGCGGGAACUCCCACCGGGCUUGCAAGGCUUGCGGAUAGCUUCCUGAAGCCUGGAGAGCGAGAGGGGUCGGUGCGCACCGAUGCCUCUCGCUCUCCAGGCUUCAGCGAAAGCCUGCAUUCGCUCCAUAGGACGCACACACAUUUCCCCUUCAUUUUUGGAGGGGAAAAAGUGCGUCCUAUGGAGCGAAAAAUACGGUAGAUCUCCUUGCACGGGUACAACUGUCGCCAUGUUCUAUUGCCACCUAUCUAUCUCAUGUGGCCUUGGACACAAGAGCUUUCCUGGUGGGACAUGGUGUCAGAAUCACAUCAGGAGGGUCUGCCAACACAUUCGGGGCAUCCAAAGACCCUGAGGCAGGACCUUCUCUGGACAACCCAAUCGCCCCCUGCCCAGCGUCCGGAUCUACACCUCCCAAGCUCCUGGGCCUCUCCCCAGGGUGUUCCAAGGCUGGUCCAAAACAUGUUGCUUCUUAACCAGUGGACAAUAUGGCGUCUCUUGUUAUGUACUGAAGCCAGUCAGACAAGUGUUUGGAUCUUCAUUCAACACGGGUGACAGGACAGCUUCUUCCACUAUUCCUGAGGGUAGCAAGGGUUCCUUAGGGUACAGCUAGGGAGAUUCAGGUCAGUUCAGUCCGGCAAGGGUCUCAGUUUGACUUGUGAGGUCAUUUACCACAAACCACACCCACGUGCCCCACACCUGAUGUCCCGUGUGAUGUCAGGUGUGUGGCAGGUAUGGGUGUGGCCACAAAGGAACAGCCAGGAACUUAGAGUGAGCCCUGGAAUGUUCAUUUGCAAGUGGGAUCAGGUGCGCUAAUCCUGUUUUCUAUGGGUGAGGAAGCACCAAUAUCUAUUUUGUUUGCAAAAUGACGAGUAGAGCAUAAGUGGAGGAAAACAGGCACUCACUGUAGUCAGCAAAACCACAUUUCUUUUUUCUUUUUUAUCUUGUAUACAAUUUUAUUAAGUUUUCUGUUUUACAAUUUAAAAUACUCAUUAUACAUCCUUAAGAUAUCAAUGACUUCCCUUCUCCUCUGUUUUACAAAAACUAUACCAUUCAGUAUUCCAUUAUUGCAUCCAUCAAAACUUGUUUACACUAUUGAAUUUAUCUUAAUGCUGCCAGUGUUUUCAGCUGUACACAAUUAUAGCAAAACCACAUUUCUAGCACCACGCUCUCCACAAAAGGCCCUUCACCCCAAAUGGCUUUGUGUGAUCACAGAAGGGGUGGGGCCCCUAAGGCUCAAAGCAGGGGGCGCAUCUAGGCCUCUCUAUCUGACCUAUAGGACUCUGCAUCCCUCAGCGGCCUUGCUUCAGACUGCAUUUCUGUCUGGCAGGAAUUUAUUGUUAAAUUCUAGUAAAACGUACCGUAUCUUACUUAACUGGAUGGAGGAUAGAGGGUGGGGGUGUACAAACCAACCUACUGUACAAAGGUAAAAGGCACAUUCAUUAUUCUGCCAAUUCUGGCAUGUGGCCCUCAGAAGGCUGCUCAGAAGAGAAUGUGGCCCUUUGGGUCAAAGAAGUUCCCCAACCCUGACCUUGACCACUCAUUCACAAUGAUCAAGGUGGUCCAACUCACACAACCAGAAGCAUUAGUUGUAAUGUGGUUAACUGUCUAAGAGCAAUAACCUUUUUUACUCAUUCCGCUUUCUUGUUGCUUACCAGUAUCUGAGUCCUAUCUUGUGACCUGGAUAGAAGGAAUUCAGGGCAGAGGUAGGCAAACAAAGUGCUUUGGGGAUAUGCGCUUCCAGAAUAUCAUUCCGCUCAAAUCCUUUUUUUCUCAACUUCCACAGAACUAGGAUGCGAUUAUUCAUCAGAGACUGGUUCACAGGUAAGAAGGGGAUGCUUAUUUGUUUAAUAAACUUUUUCCUGGAAACUGCUGGAGCUGCCCUUGAAGAUGUCUUGGAAACUUCAACUGGUCCAAAACUUUAGUUGCAUUAUUGGCCAGUGUGCUAUUUAGAUCUCCUAUAACCCGUUUUAAAAAUCUGGUUGCCAGUUUGAUUCCAAGCCCUGUUCAAGGUGGUUACGUUAGUGUUUAAAGCCCUAAAUGACACAGGUCCCAAAUACCUGAAAAAGAGCCUUUUCUCCUGCAGAACCUAUCAGGUCUUAAGACUGACAGAGGGAGCUGUCUUGGUUGUUCUACCACCCUCAAAAGCUUGGGGUAGUGGCAGCCUGGGAGAGGGCCUCCUCUGUGAUAGCCCCUACAUUGUAGAACUCCCCCCGCCCCAAGGUGUGCCUGGCACUUUCAUUAUACAGCUUUCAUCGAAUACUUAAGACAUAUCUCUUUACCCUGGCCUUUGACACUUGAAAUGUAUAUUUUUUGAACCCACAUUUUUUUCUGCAGUUGUUUUAAACUGUUUUUAAUAUUGUGUUUUAAUUGCUGGAACCCACCCUAGGAGUUUAGAGUGAAAGGCCAGUUGAUAUUAUUAUUAUUAUUAUUAUUAUUAUUAUUAUCAUUAUUAUUAUUAUUAUUAUUGGCCAUCUGUCAUGGAUGCUUUAGUUGAGAUUCCUGCAUUGCAUGGCAUUAACUAGAUGUCCCUUGGGGUUCCUUCCAACUCUACAAUUGUAUGAUUCUAUGAAUGCCUCUUGCUUGUCUGGGUGGAGAAUACAAACUAGCCACCUGUACAAAGGUAAAAUUCACCUUAAUUUAUCUGCUCAGUUGUGUCUUUGGCCUCACCGACCACUGGCUGGUGAUUUCAGUACCACAGACAGCUUCUUCCUGGGGGCACAUCUCUGAGGAAGGAGCUGUCCAUGGUACUGAAACCAGCACCCCCUGCCUUGCAGCCAUGUGUACCUGUUGCAGAUGGGUCAAAACCUUCUGCCUCUCAGUUAGCUCAUGCAUUGGUUUGGGUUGUGCCUCCAGGUUCCAUCUGAGAGCGGGAGAGAGACUGAUGUGAGUAGCCUGAACCUCCAGAGUGAAGUCGGGGACCAAAGCGAUGAAGAAGAAGAGGAGGAUCCUGAGUUGAAGGAGUGGAGGAGCAGGUACCGAGACGAGAAGAUGAAAGUAAUCCAGCUGGAACUGCAGUUGGACCAGAAGAGGAAAGAAUGCGACACCCUCCUGGAAGGGUGCAAAGUGACAAAGGAGAGGGUCUGGGACCAGGUGCAGGAGAUCAACCAGCUCCUUCCUGAGGGGGGCGGAGGGAGCCAGGGCUGUGAGGAGCUGAGCCAACGCUACAGCCGCGAUGCCACAGAAGAAGAUUAUUACCUCAACCUCUUGGCCGCGCAAGUGCAAGAGCUGAAGAAGAGGAGGAAGCAGCAGCAGGAGGAGGAGGAGAAGCUUCAGAAAGAGCAAGCCAAAAUGGCGGUCGUGCAAGAAGCAGGAAAAGAGGAGCCGAAGGCCCCUGUGGCCCAGGAGGAGAAAGUCCUGUGGCCUGGCGAGGAGGAGGCCGAAGAAGGGAAACGCCGCGAUGAGGAGCUGAAGCGCCUUCGGGACGAAGUUGCGGCAGCCCUCGAGGAAAAAGAGAGUGCCGCAAGGAGGGUGCAGGAGAUGGAGGGCCACAUGGAGAACAUGAGGGCCGUGAUCAGCGUCUACGAGGGAAAGAAGAAGGCCCAGAGCGGGACGCUGAAGGAGAUGGAGGCCCGUACGCUGGAGCUGGAGGGUGAGAACCAGCAGUUGCGUGGGCUGCUGGCAAAGCACCUGGGAGAGUGUGAGAAGGUGGGGAAGCAAGAGGGUGGGCUCCCCGCUGGGGAGAAGAUGUCCCAGUUCCUCACAGAAAUGGAGGAAGAAUAUGCCAGAGUGCAGAGGGAGAAUGCUGAGGUGGCUUUUGAGAACGAGGCCCUGAAGUGGGAGGCAGAGGAGGCCCUCAGGAGCAAGCUGCAGUACCAAGCGGUGCCAUCGGGGACGGUCAAGAGGAGCGUGUCCGCCUGGAAGAAGAUUGUGGUGGGUCUGGAAGGAGCCCUGGCUAAGUUGGAGCAGGUGAACUUUGCUCUCCUGGAGAAAGCCAGGCCUCUCCGGGAAGCCAUCUUGGCCUCUGGGUCGAGAGUUGUGGCCAACAGGAACGGGUAUCACAGAGAAGAAGAGAAUGGUAUCAUGGACGAUGAGGAGAAGCUGCCUGUGGGUGAUGCCAAAGCCCCUGAGGAACUGCGAAAAGCCGGGAAAGACAAGAGCCAGCUCCCUGAGGGCUCUUCCGGGCAGGUCAAGCUCAGGCCGAAGCCUGAGGUGGCAGAAAACAAGGCCCGCCCCUGCCGGAAGAGCUCUGACUUGGAGAAGGAGGUGUGGGACCUCAAGCAGAACAAUGGCAGCCUCGUGAAGGAGCUGGCAGAGCUGAGCAGGGAGAGAGAGAAGCUCCAGGAGCAGCUGAGGACUUUGUGUUCUCCGAAAGAUGGACCCGCCGAGGCAGAGGCACCAGGGAGCUUGGUGGAAGAACUGAAGCAGACGGUGGACUCUCUGAACCAGCAGCUCUCGGCCGAGAGUGAGGAAUCGAGGAAGCUGCGCCUGAGGCUGGAGGCCCAGAGGAAGGAGAUGGUAUCCGUGAGGGACACCUUCCUGAGGCAAAUGUCCAAAGAAGCCGGCCACUUGAGGCCAGAGAAUCUCGACAGCUGCAUCUUGAAGGAGCUGCACUGGAAGCUGGACAAUGUGGUGAAGAAGCAGAAUGAGGCCUUGCAGCUGGUGUCCGAGAUGGAGGAGGAGAGCCAUGCCCUCGAGGUGGACCGCAGCCUCCUUGCCAACCACAACGGCCUUGAUUCGUCCGUGGUGGAGGACAAGGCCUGGCGGGAAGGCUCCUCCGAGGCCUCAGAUGCCAUCGGAGACAACCUGAAGGUCAGGCAGCGGAUGAGCGAGCUGGAGGAAGGCCUGCAAGAGCUGAAAGGGGUGUUAGAAGCCGUCCAGGUCUCCCUGGGAGGAAGAGGCAAGGAGGCCGCCCGGCUGAAGGAGGUGCUCGAUCGCCUCGCCGCCAAGAUGGCCGAACUGCGCCAGGAGGAAGAGGAGGCCCUCAGGAAGCAUGAGAAAGUCCGUGGCAUGCUGUCUGUCAGAGCGCAAGCCCUGGGAGAGGAGCUGGCCGCCCUUCGGGAGAAAUACGAGGAAGAGAGCGGGGAGUGCUCCCGCCUCAAGGAAGACCUUGCUUCCGAAAGGCAGAAGAAUGAGGAGCUCAUCGCUGAGGCUGUUGAGCAUGAGGAGGAGGUGGAGGAGCUGAGAGGGAAGUCCCAGAUGAUGGAAAGUGCAAUGGAGAAGAUGAAUAGAAAGAUGGAAGAGAUGGCCAGGACCUGCCAGGACAGAGAAGGGAAGGUAGGAGGGGAAAUUUUGAGGGCUGGGGCGGCUAACCCCUUUUGGCCUUAUGCCUUUAUUACUUGUGUCCAAAAGGGCUCCCAAUGUGGCUAAUGUAGAAUCAGUUAAAGCAAGGCAGUCCCUGCUCACGACAUGCAAGGGGAAGGGACAGGGAGGGAAGAGGGGGGAAAUCCAAUCUCAGCCACCAGUUCUUGUUUAUUUAUGGAGAUACGUAAAUAACGUUAUGUCACAAAAAUAUAUCAAAGCCCAGAUUCUGAAAGAGCUGUUCCUAUAAUGACUGUCUAGCCCAGUUCAAGGGUAUGAGGUGCCCGAUAACAGCUGAGUUGUUAUGCUUUUAAGAAUGAAUGUAAUAUGUGAGAAUUUGUCAUAUUUUUAGCGGAACCAGUAAAUUUGUCAAGAUCAAAGGAGCAAGAGGGGGAUUAGAAAAGAUCUGUGCAAUAACUUCACUGGAACCCCUGGCAUCACUGGGCCUGUCUGAAUUGCAAGGGCCAUCUUGGGGGAACAGGGAACAAAUAUUAUUGUUAGCAUUAUUAGAAAUAUACCAUUUACUUUGACCAGUCUGCACCAGUGACCCUGUUGGUAAGGACAUAGAAUCAUAGAACUAUAGAGUUGGAAGGGAUCCAAGGGUCAUCUAGUCCAACCCACCUUACAAUGUUAUUACCCCAUCCUAUAGAUGGGAAGAUAGGGACACGGGUGGCGCUGUGGGUUAAACCACAGAGCCUAGGACUUGCCGAUCAGAAGGUUGGCAGUUCGAAUCCCCAUGAGGGGGUGAGCUCCCGUUGCUCGGUCCCUGCUCCUGCCAACCUAGCAGUUCGAAAGCACGCCAAAGUGCAAGUAGAUAAAUAGGUACCACUCUGACGGGAAGGUAAACGGCGUUUCCGUGUGCUGCUCUGGUUCGCCAGAAGCGGCUUAGUCAUGCUGGCCACAUGACCCGGAAGCUGUACGCCGGCUCCCUCAGCCAAUAAAGCGAGAUGAGCGCUGCAACCCCAGAGUUGGUCACAACUGCACCUAAUGGUCAGGGGUCCCUUUACCUUUACUUUAUAGAUGGGAAGACGUAAGACUGAGGAGUCUGCUCAGGGAUUCCCUGCAAUAGAUUUGACUUGGAUGUCACCUGUUUUGUCAUAUCCCCUCAGAUCAGGAAGUUGCUGAAGGAAACGGAGAAGCUUUCAAGCGAAGUUCUUAAUCUGCGCAGUGAACGUGCCCGACUCCAGCUGCAAAAUGAAGUGAGCCUUGGGGGUCGUCCCCCCCAAAUUAUUUCAGUUUAUAGAGACUGCUUACUAUCUAUCUAUCUAUCUAUCUAUCUAUCUAUCUAUCUAUCUAUCAUGCACUGGAGUAGUGUUGGACUAGGACCUGGGAGACCAGGGUUUGAAUCCCCACUCAGGUAUGAAACUCACUGGGUGACCUUGAGCUGGACAUCACCUCUCAGCCUAACCUACCUCACAUGAUUGUUGUGGGGAUUACAUGAGGACUAGGAGAGACCAAGGUUCAGGUGUGAGUUGAACAGAGAUGGAGACACACUGAGAGGGGGGAAAUGGUAGUUUUAAAUACAGUGAUACCUCGGGAUACAUACACUUCAGGUUACAUACGCUUCAGGUUACAGACUCCGCUAACCCAGAAAUAUUACCUCGGGUUAAGAACUUUGCUUCAGGGUGAGAACAGAAAUCGUGCAGCGGUGGCGCAGUGGCAGCAGGAGUCCCCAUUAGCUAAAGUGGUGCUUCAGGUUAAGAACAGUUUCAGGUUAAGAACGGACCUCCGGAACAAAUUAAGUUCUUAACCAGAGGUACCACUGUAAUGGCAAAGGUUUGAGCAGAGCAAACCGGAGGUUACACUGAGAGGAAUACUGGUGGUUUAAACGAGGAUUGAGUACAGCAAAAAGGGAGUUAAAGGUUUUGCUGUGUUCUACCCACCUCCACUAUUUCUCCUUGUUAAGACUUCCUUCAAAUAAAAUUUAAAAAAAACUAGCCGCAGCCCCUCCAUGUUCUUCCCUUCCCAAUCUAUUCAGACCUCUCCCAUUGUUUUAAACCACCACUUUUCUUCCUCCUCUUUUCUUGCUCCCAUCCCGUGUCCCCUGUUGUUAUUGAUUUAUUACUUUUAUAGUUCACCUUUCUCCCCAAGUAGCUCAAGGUGGCAUACAUGGUUCUCCCCUCAUUUAAUCCCCACGACAACCCUGUCAGGUAGGUUAGGCUGUUGUGUAACCUGCACCUGGAGUCCCCCACUGUUUUUCUGCCAGGAGAAUGUCUGUGGACUUAAUUUCACUGGCUUAUUCACUUGUAUUUCAGGUUGUCCAGAAGAACCACCAAGAGAUUGUGGCCAUCUACAGAACGCAUCUGCUCAACGCAGCCCAAGUAAGCAUUUCAGAGACAUUUUGGUAAUGUUUGUCCCGAAGCCUUGAGUGGAGGAGAUAUUCCUUCCCAGAGUCUGGGAUCAAGAGGUGGACUCCUGGAAACUUUGGGAGGACAGGGGAUGGUGUUCCAGUGGGAAUAGUGAACCUCUGCUUCCCAUGCCAACCCUCCAGCUGUUUUGGAGUCCAACUUCCACCCGUCCCAGCCAUGCUGGGGGCACCAGGUUGGAGAAGGCUGCUGUAUACCAUACAGAGUCAGAAGAACGAGGGCUGGUCUAUGCACACAGCAGACCUUUCUCUACUGAACCCCCUCUCUCAGCAGAUCUGGACUGCAUGUUUCAAAAACUCCCAGAUGGGGAUUAUUUUUUAUUAUUGAAAAAGGCAUAUAGAACUCUGGCAUGUCAGGAAAAGAAAAAUAGGCUAGAAAUGCCCCUCUGUGAUGUCUAGUUUCCUCUAUAUGUGGGGAUGUGCUUGUUUUUGUAAUUUUGGGAGGAGCAUCCGGUCACAUGAUCUCUUGCCAGCAGUAGAGAUAGAAGAGAAGUCCAUAAUGAAUGGCUAAGGUACCUAAUUGACAGUUAUGGAACCAUACAUGAGUACUGUUCCGCUAUCCUUCAAAAUUCACAUUUCUCCAGAUUUUUGGGUGCAGUUUCCCAGUCAAUAGAUAUGUUGCAAACUUUGCAUGUAUCGGGGGAGUGUGUAUAAGGCCACAUAUUUUAAUAGAAAUAACAUACCAAUAAAUCUAUAGAUUUGUACAUUAGUAGAACUUCUAAAUGUUACUUGUAUUAAGAUGAAUAAGGUUUUAAGAUUGGAUUAUUAAGAAUAUAAGGCUCUAGGAACAUGCAUGAAUAAGUUAAUACAAUGGAACCAAGAGGGGGAGUGGAGGGAAGUCAAUUGAGUUAAGAUUUAUGAUCUGAAUUGUCAUAAUUGAUUCAUUUUGUUUUGUUUUUAUACUGUUUUUAUAUUUUAUUUUAUUUUUGAAUUUUGCUUUUUGAAAAUUAAUAAACUGUUAUUAAAAAAGGAAAUAACAUACCAAAAGGCACUUUGCCAUGUCUGCAUUAGGCAAAAUGGCAUAUAGUGUGGUAUAGUGGUUAGAGUGGCAGACUAUUAGGACUUGGGAGACCAGGGUUCAAAUCCCCAUUUGGCCAUGAAGCUCACUGGGUGACCUUGAGCUCAGUCACUGCUCCUCAGCUUAAACUACCUCACAGGGUUGUUGUGAGGAUAAAAUGGAGGGGGGGGGACCAAGUGUGCCACCUGGAGCUCCCUGGAGAAAAAGAUGGACUAAAAAUGCAAGAAAAUAAAUAAAUGCAGAAAAGUAACUAUUGGGAGAAAUUUCAGCUAAGAUGCUGGUGAAUUUUCCCAGGGUCUGAUGUGUGGUGUUUCUCCAAUUCAGGGUUUCAUGGAUGAGGAAGUCCAUGCAAUGCUGCUGCGGAUCCUGAGGACAAACGACGGUUGACUGGCAAAUUUCCAGGCCUCCCACUUUCCCUUCAUGUGAGAUUGUUGUUAUGUAUUUUUUGGGUUGUGAACUGCUCUGUGACCUUUUAAUUCAAUACAAAUUUUAAAAAAUAACAACAACAGUAAUAAUAGUACAGUGGUACCUCGGGUUAAGUUCCAGAGGUCCGUUCUUAACCUGAAACUGUUUUUAUCUAGAGGCGUGCUUUCACUAAUGGGGCCUCUUGCUCAUAGCUGUCAACGUUUCCUUUUUUUAAAGGGAAAUUCCCUUAUUCCAAAUAGGAUUCCUCGCAAGAAAAGGGAAAAGUUGACAGCUAUGCUCUUGCUGCCACUGCGCCGCUGGCACACGGUUUCCAUUCUCAUCCUGGGGCAAAGUUCUCAACUCGAGGUAACUCUUCCAGGUUAGCGGAGUUUGUAACCUGAAGCGUUUGUAACCUGAGGCAUUUGUAACUCAAGGUUCCACUGUAAUAGUAAUAUUCUGAUGGCUUGUAGCAGCCACCAACCAUCAAAGAUCCCAUACCUAGUCAAAAAGUGAGAGAGGGGGAAAGCUAUUUUGCACACCCAAAGAACAUGCUCAGAGCACUCAGAAUACUUUCUGAGCCCAUCUAAAGUUCAUUUCCUUCCCAUGCAGUCAAGCAGAUUUCUUGUUCCAUUGGGUUAGGAAUCGAUCCCAAAAUGAAAAUCGGGACCUCUAAGUAAGUGCUGCCCCCAAGAGGCGAGACAGCUCUGCAGCAAAGCUCAUGAAUCCUAUGCCGAUUGUGCUGAUCCACAAGCCCAAAGUGGCUUGUUACAGGGAUACCAAAGGACGUCAAAAGCACCCUUUAUUAAAGAAAGGUGUCAUCUUAACAACACAACCUGCAAAGCCUCGCAGCCGUUACAGACACGAGUUGGACACCGCAGCAGUGAAAGGUCGUCAUGACUUGUCUGCCAAGCAUUAAUAUGUUAAGCAUUACUUACACACCAAGCGGGUGGCGCUGUGGUCUAAUCCACUGAGCCUCUUGGGCUUGCUUAUCAGAAGGUCGGCGGUUCGAAUCCCCGCAACGGGCUGAGCUCCUGUUGCUCGGUCUCUGCUCCUGCCAGCCUAGCAGUUCGAAAGCAUGAAGUGCAAGUAGAUAAAUAGGUACCACUCCAGCGGGAAGUUAAACGGCGUUUCCAUGCGCUGCUCUGGUUCAUCAGAAGUGGCUUAGUCAUGCUGGCCACAUGACCUGGAAGCUGUAUGCCGGCUCCCUCGGUCAGUAAAGCGAGACGAGCUCCGCAAGCCCAGAGUCAUCAGCGACUGGACCUAAUGGUCGGGGUCCCUUUACCUUUACACACCAAGCAAACUACGUAGGCUGACAUCAGUAAAUGCUCAGAGGCCCCUUCCCAACUCUCUCAUCCGUCUCUCAGAUAAGGGAGUAGCUGACAGGUGGCUCGUAAGAAGCCUCUCCUCUCCCAACUAACUGAACCCAAAUGAAGGCUUCAAAGCAGAUUAACACAUGUGAGCUCAUUCUUGCAGCAACGAACAAUUAGCCCUGGGGUUAUCGUGACUACCAAGAUGGCGUUUUCAGGCGUUCUGUAACAUUUUCAAUGUUUGGUUCUACACAGUGUUCGAAUCAUUUUCUCAUUCCAGGUUUCCAUUCCAUGGCAGAGGCAAAUACCAGGAGGGCAAGAAGAAUCCUGGCCUGUGGUUCCAGCACCUUUCUAGCAUCAAGACACCCGUCCACACACACAAACGCACACACACACCUCUUCCCAGAGGUCAGCUUUGAUUUCCAGAGUUGUCCAAGUGGCAAAUCUGUGCGGCAUGGAGCAAAGAUUCCAUAUCAUGAUGCCCACCCAUGUGCUGUGCUGGGAAUUUUUUUUAUUUUAUUUUUUGGUAAAAUAAUCAUAUCUUCCUCUGUCUCUCCCCACCCCCUGACACUUUUCUUUUUAAAUUAUUAUUGUAGAAUAGGGAAUAUGUGCUGGGCUGGUGAACAGAAAGGAGAGUGAGCAAUGGGGUAAAAGAGAAACUAUAAAGGAAGUGAAUCAAGAAACAGCCCCAUCUUGAAACUGGCUUAUUCCAGGGAGAUGCGCCUUAGCCCCAAGGCAUUUUGGUGUCAGAGAUGGCAAGGUGCCCUCUGCAACCACACGGUGGGCCCCAGUCCAGUAGGGUUUUCCCUCCCUGGGGUCAAGACCCAACAUACAUGGCCAGAUGAAGACCUUUAGAGGCCGCAAGCAAUGAACAGAGCAUGGUGCCCUCUCCCACAUAUUAUUUAAAAUAUUUAAAACCAUGCUAUAAACCAUAAAAAGAAAAUGUUUUUUUAUUUUAAAAAAUCGAUCAAUAUUAGUAGGACACCCCCUGACUCUAGGUAGGGAUAAGAAACAAAAAGAGAGCAGAGAAACUGGGGAAGACAAGUGUAGAGUGGAGGUUAAGGUCACCCAGAGUGUGGAUUUGAACUCAGGUCCUAGUAGUCCAACACUGUAACCUGUGCUAGGCAGGAUAACCUGUGCCUGGAGUCUCUGGCAGAGUGAACAUGAGAGGGAGCCUUAAGCUGGAUCAGGCCAAGGGCCCAUCUAGUCCAGCAUCCUCUUCUCACAGUGGCCGGCACCAGAUCCCUGUGGGAAGCCUGUAAGCUGGAUUUGAGCACAAGAGCAUCUCUCCCCUCUUGGGCUUUCCAGUAAUUGGUAUUCAGAAGCAUUUCUGCCUCUGGCCCUUGGACCACUGUGGCCAGGAGCCAUCAAUCACCCUCUCCUCCAUGAGCUUCGUCUGCCUAUUGGGUGAUCCAGAACUGUCCGCUGUAAUGACCGGGAGUAAUGCUCUUGUGCUACUCGUGUUCAUUUCAGCAAGGCUUACGCAAGAGAAAGCCCCAUUGCGGACUGGGUCCCACGCGCCUCUGAUCUGCCCAUCUCCCCCUCUGCCAUCCAUAGUAGUGCCUCACAUCCACUGUCUGGGGCAGCUGCUUUCCCCUCCUCUGAAGGGAGGGUGGCUUUUAGGUUAAGGGCUGAGCCCUUCUGCGAGGAUCACGGCUGUGACAGUUUGCACAAGAUGCAUCCUUCAGCUCCUGGAAUCAUAAAACGUUGGCAGGUACCCCAAGGCCAUGCACUCUGACCUCUGCCAAGGAUUAUUUGUUUAAUCUCGUUUGGAUCACCUGGAGAGGGUGGUUGCUGCUGCUUCAUCUUAAAAAAGAUCUGUG
Messenger RNA from Podarcis lilfordi (Lilford's wall lizard), 29482 nucleotides. The record is from the annotation of a GenBank genome assembly. NCBI's taxonomy places the organism in Eukaryota, Metazoa, Chordata, Lepidosauria, Squamata, Lacertidae.